Messenger RNA from Rana temporaria (common frog), 4154 nucleotides. RefSeq names its product leukocyte receptor cluster member 8 (gene LENG8). Bases 300 to 2675 code for a protein of 791 amino acids. The transcript has 16 exons. Lineage: Eukaryota; Metazoa; Chordata; Amphibia; Anura; Ranidae. Gene Ontology annotation, cellular component: nucleus. The record is from RefSeq and is a predicted model, not a curated record.
AAAAAAAAAAAAAAAAAAAAAAGAAGAAGCAGCUACGUAGUAAGACGGACGGUUGCCGACAUUUUGUUUUUGUGGAGUUGUGAUUUCAGUGGACCGGAGACAGCGGGGUGACACGGAGAGCUCACCGACUGAGGAGAGCACGGGAAGAGAGCGCGGCUCCGGGCCUGAACACCGAGAGGAAACCUCGACGGAGAGAAAGAGCGGGCCGCCCGAGCACCCGGGGGAGGAGGAGGGAGAGGCCUCCAUUUCCUGUAAGAGAACUGAGGACUCUCCUGAGAGGUCUGAUCUUAAAUCCAUUAAUGGCUACUAAUCUUGGAGAACCGCUGAAUCCUGAAUGGGUUCAGCAGUAUGGUUCCAGCAGAGAUGGUGCUUUGGAAUCACCAAUGCAUGAGAAUCCUGAGUGGGAGAAAGCAAGGCAGGCUUUAGCAAGCAUCAGCAAAGCCACCAGUUCUGCCUCUGCAGCUAAUAAAGGAUCAGAUGACGGGCAGUCAAAUGCUCAGUACUCUGCACCACAGGGAGAUGUAACAAUGCAGCAACAGUAUUACCAGUGGUACUCUCAACAGUAUAACUACCAAUAUGCUUACAACUACUAUUAUCCAAUGAAUUUGUAUAAUGGAUAUAAUUCUCCUGGUCAGUAUGGUAUGUCAGGCUCUUACCAAACACAAGCAUCUCAACAGACCCAGGCAGCUGGGCAGCACCAGGGAAACCUAACGCAGCCUCCAGUUCCUGGCCUUGAAGACAGUAUGUCUUAUUCUACAAUCCAGUCACAAGUUUCUUCCUCUGGUAACCAGCCACCUUCCCCUCAAAGUGUAAGUCAUAGUUUGUCACAAGCUGGUCCUCAAGGAGCAUCUUCAGGCAGCCAACAUUCCAACACAAAUGCCAACAGUUACACUCAGCAGCAUAACUAUGACUCUACCAAACAAAAGAAAGGACAACCGUUGUGGAACCGCAUGAAACAAGCUCCUGGAGCUGGUGGUCUUAAAUUUAACAUUCAGAAGCGUCCUAUGGUAAUGACCAAUCAGAACACUACAUCUAAUGAUCAACAUAAUAACAAUAGUGUGCAGCAGCCAGCACGUAUGCAUCACCAUAUGUUACUACAGCAAACUGAGAAGUGCCAAGAUCAAUGCAGUAAUUCUGCAAAACCAGAGGACUGGCCGCCAUCAAUGAAGGAAUAUGUUCAGCGCUGCUUUACUGCAUGUGAAUCAGAGGAAGAUAAGGAUCGGACUGAGAAACUCCUUAAAGAAGUUCUACAAGCCAGAUUGCAAGAUGGUUCAGCGUUUACUAUAGACUGGAGUAGAGAACCUUUACCAGGGAAGGAUAGUAUAAAAGAGAGUCCAAAGAAGAAGCAUUGGGAGCAAACUACUCUUCAGUCUUCCCGCGGCAGCACCAUCACUGUGACCCAGUCUUCACGGGGUGGCGGAAACGGUGGCACCUGUGCACUAAGAGGGCGUGGUAGCAGCUUCCCUACGCGGUUUGGUAACCGUAAUGUUUUCAUGAAAGAAUCCAGUUCCUCUUCAAGCACAGGUUCUAGGUCCAGAUCAAGAUCUUCCUCUCCGCACAGACGACAUUGCCGAAGUGAGUCUCAUUCAGAUUCUGACAGCAGCUCAUUGUCUGGAAGUGAAAGCCGAACAGUUAGUCGUAGAAGUCUACAGAAAGGACGUGGUCGUGGAGGACAUGCAGAACGUGGCCGUGGAAGAAAUCAGAGGGGCAAAAGAAAUGAGCAAAAUUUCAACAAACGAAACCGCAGGAAGAAUAAUCAGAUGGACUUUGAGGACCCAGAGAAGGAUUUCAAGAAGGAAAAGCGAGCAGCACGUUUUCAGCAUGGCCACAGUCCAAAGAAACUGCGUCUUGAGCCUCUUGUGCUGCAGAUCAAUCUGGAUCCUAAUGAUUCGGACAACUUGGACUGGCAUGAGCUAAAAAUAGUGGGAUCUUCCCAGGAUAUUACUAAACCUUACCUGCGUUUAACGUGCGCACCAGACCCGUCAACCGUGAGACCAGUGACGGUUUUAAGAAAAUCUAUAACAAUGGUGAAGGGGCACUUUAAAGAGAAGCUAGAUUAUGCAUUUGCUUGUGAGCAACUAAAAUCAAUUCGGCAAGAUUUAACGGUUCAAGGCAUUCGCACAGAAUUCACUGUAGAAGUGUAUGAGACCCAUGCACGGAUAGCACUCGAAAAGGGAGAUCAUGAGGAAUUCAACCAGUGUCAAGCACAGUUAAAGGCUUUGUAUGCUGAAAAUCUUGCUGGGAACAUUGGAGAGUUUACAGCCUAUCGCAUAUUGUAUUAUAUUUUCACUAAAAACUCUAGCGAUUUAACUACAGAGAUGGCGCACCUGACCAAAGAGAUGAAAGAGGACCCUUGUGUCGCCCAUGCUUUGUCUCUUAGGAAUGCUUGGGCUUUGUCAAACUAUCACCGGUUUUUCAAGCUUUAUAAAGCAGCGCCACGUAUGUCUGGGUAUCUAAUCGACAAGUUUGCAGAAAGGGAGAGGAAGGAAGCCAUUAAGACCAUGAUUAAAACUUUUCGGCCGGUGCUCCCAAUUUCCUACAUUCAGUCACAGUUGGCCUUCGAGAGUGAGGAGGAGUGCCAUAGUUUCCUGGCUUCUCUGUCUCUUGUGUAUGCAGGGAACGACACCAGCAAGAUUGAUUGCAAGCAAAGCGUAACGGUCUUGCCAAACUUCUGAGCCAGUUUUUAAAUGCAAAUCAACUUAAAUGUGUUUAACAACACAUGAUUUAAACUCACACUAUGUGUGUAUGUGAAACUAUGCUUGUAUUGGAUCUUCUUCUGAUCAGAGGGUCCAUGACUUGGUAUUUCAUUCUGAACCUGGGCUUCUCUGACUUACCUGAGAGCCAUUUCAGACCAUGGUAAUUUUCUUUGUUCAGUGUGCUAUGCUUUUGCACUCUCAACAUGGGAUUACCAUUGAUUUAAUUGGGUUCAGCCAUUAAAAACAGAGCUUCCAGAAGAGAAGUGUUAACUGCUUUGUUUCUACAAUGUGAUAUGAACGUUUUGUGGGUGCUGGAUAGAAGACGGAUCUCGGUAAUAUAUUAGUCCAUACCUGUAGAAGACCCUCUGAUCUAAUAGCCAGCCCACUUGUGGUUGACAAGGUCCACAGAAUAGUUUAACCUGGUCAGGAAAAGCACUUGUCUCAAAGAGGUUGAGAGAUUUAAGCUGGAACUCUAGCUUUUUACACUUGCGUUAAAAUGAGUGUUCUGUACAUAAGAUACUAUUUAGCUCUUUUCAAAGCCGUAUGUACAUUUUGUAUUUAAGGGUUUCUUCUGAAGUGAACAAAUUUUGUUUUCUUUUUUUUGUUUUGAUUUAUUUUUUUACGUAAUUUUUUUUUUUUUUUUUUAUAUAUAUAUAUUUUGAAUGUUUGAUAGAUUUGAUGUUGUAAAUAGACACUAACUAUGUUUCAGUUUCUUUUCUCUUUACCUCACUUGCACAAAGCCUUUGUCCACCUGCUGCACCAAAACUAUUGUGGCUCUGGGGAGAAGGCAUGAAUUACAGAAGGAAAAAGCCAACUCAAAGAUUGGGAGAAACAAAAUAAGAAUUGCAAGCUGUUCUGCCUUGGUGAAAUAGACUUUCUUAAAUGCAUAUAAAGAACUGUUUUAACAUCCAAAAAGUCUGCAAAUGAAGAAAGAAGUUCAUGCUACGCUGACAACCCUCCUGUAUCUUCAUGGAAUCCCUUCCAACUCCUGGAUCCUAAUGGCCUGUGAGAAGAUGUGCUUAUACUUGUAUUAAUUUGGCCUAUUCCUUUGUUUUUCCCUUUUCCCCCAUUUUUUUUUUUUCUUCCACUUACCUCAUUAUGUUUUGUUUUCUUACUUUUAUUUCUGUCCUAUUUUCAGCAGGUAAAUAUUGGGUAAUAUCAAAUACUAAAGCCUUCCCUCCCAACACAUUUGUUGUGUGUUUUUUUUAUUUUUUUUUUGUUUCUUUCUUUUUUUUUUUUUUUUUCCUCGAACCCUUUUAUUUUUUUAUUUUUUUUAUUUUUUGUUAUUCCCAACCUCCCUUUCAGCCCAUCUUUAUGAAAAAUACUCCCCCAACCUUAAAAUUGUAACAAUGUGGUAUUGUGCAAUAGUGAACUGAUGUUGGUCAAGCGCUCCUUUCUUUGCAGAUGGUUUUUUUUUAAUUUUCCUUUCUCCCUUAAUAAACUUAUGAGUUGCAAGUG